Cyprinodon variegatus (sheepshead minnow) is the source of this 1537-nucleotide messenger RNA. RefSeq names its product transmembrane protein 19 (gene tmem19). The coding region runs from base 156 to 1163 and encodes 335 amino acids. Gene Ontology annotation, cellular component: membrane. NCBI's taxonomy places the organism in Eukaryota, Metazoa, Chordata, Actinopteri, Cyprinodontiformes, Cyprinodontidae. The record is from RefSeq and is a predicted model, not a curated record. The transcript is spliced from 8 exons.
AGCUACGUUUUUUCUCCUCAUUAUCUUUAUUAAAUAAAACCGCAUUUUUAUAAGUCAACCAGUCGGUUAUAUCCGGUUAUAUCCGGUUCUACAGUGAGAGAGGGAGUGAAGUUAAGCCACAAUGGCCCCGAAAAGCGCUUUUCCUCGCUGUCGUCAUGGAUUCUGAGAACGACAUCCUGUCGAAGGAGUACCUGAAGAUGAUGACGGAUAUGAUCGUGCUGUGUGCCACUUUGGCGCUGUCUCUCUUCUUCUGGAUCCUCUCCCUCACCAUGAGCGCCGUGUCUGGGAACCUGCAGCCGGUGUCACCGUGGCGAUGGUUGUUCUCCAUCUUGGUUCCCCUUACACUGACGGGUCGAGCGUUAAAGAGACGCAGUCUGGACCGGUCAGGAGCUCUCGGAGCUCUGCUGGUGGGCUUCGUUUUGACGAUGGCCAACUUGAGCUUCUUCUCCGCCCUGCUGGCCUUCUUCAUCACCUCCAGCAAGCUGACCCGAUGGGGGGCAGAGAAGAAGAAGAAAAUAGAUGCCGACUACAAAGAAGGGGGUCAGAGGAACUGGGUUCAGGUGUUCUGUAACGGCGGCGUUCCCACGGAGCUCGCUCUGCUCUACAUGAUCGAGGUGGGACCCGGUGAAAUCCCCAUCGACUUUGGGAAACAGUACUCCGCCUCCUGGAUGUGCCUCUCUCUGCUGGGGGCGCUCGCUUGCUGCACGGGGGACACCUGGGCGUCGGAGGUGGGGCCUGUCCUCAGCCAAUCACAGCCCAGACUCAUCACCACCUGGAAGGAGGUCCCAGCAGGAACCAACGGAGGCGUUACUCCCGUCGGAUUGGCGGCCAGCUUCCUGGGCGGGGCGGCUGUGGGCGUGGCUUACUUUGCGAUGCAGCUCCUGACGGUUAGCGACCUGCACCUGGCUGACCCCCAGUGGCCAGUGGUGGUGUAUGGCGGCGUGGCCGGGCUGCUGGGAUCCAUGCUGGAUUCCUUCCUGGGGGCCCACAUGCAGUACUCGGGCUUCGACUCGAGCAUCGGGAAGGUGGUGAGCUACGAGUCGGCCACCACCAGGAGGAUCUGCGGGAAGCCCAUCCUGGACAACAACGCCGUGAACCUGUUCUCCUCCGUGGUCAUCGCCCUCCUCCUGCCUGGGAUGGCGUGGGGACUGUGGCCUCGGUAGACCAGCUGAGCCCGCCUCAGUCGGAUGGUACGCACAUUGAGGACUGCGUUUGCUCACAGGGUUGUGAUUGUGAGGAACAUCUGAUGAAGCUGGAUAGGUGAACAUUACCUGUUGGUCCAACUUCCUCGGCUGUUUGAAGAGUUUAAACAUUCUCACAACCAGCGGAAGAAAACAUUUAAAUCAUCAGCAAAACUCACCAAUAGUCAUUAAAGGAAGAUAAUUUAAAUGCUGGAUCAACCAGCAGCUGCAUCACCUGCAAAAUCACUGACCGAUUAAUAAAGUUCAAUGAUUUUUAAAUCUGAUUUGAUUCUUUACAGUUUAAGAGAUUUAAUCUUCAGAUUUGACAUUAGAGGUUAAAGUCUGCAAAAUUCAGA